AUGGCUGGGACUUGUGGGCGCCGCGCGGGGACGCCCCGGGCACUGGUCACGGCGCUCGCCUGCCUGCUCCUGAGCUGCCCGGGGCUGCAGGGACAGCUGCCCUCGCCCGGGACCGAGCCCCCGCGGGCACUCUACCUGCCCGCCCCGGGGGCACUCGGCGGCGGCAGCCUCGACGGCCCCAGCGUGCUGAUCGCCAACCCCGGGCUCCGGGUGCCGGCCGGCCGCUCGCUCUGGCUCGACCCGCUCCGCGACCUGGUGAUUCGAGUGCGGCCGGGGGACCGCUGCGAGGUGACGGUGCGGGACGCCCGGCCGCUGCGCCUGGGCGCGCUCUCCCCGCGCCGCUUCCCCUGCGCCUUCGGGCCCCGGCAGGUCCAGUACACUCACUUCGGCUCCCGCGGCCCCGGGCGCGCCCGGGUGCGGCUGCAGCUGCGCUACGACGCCCCGACUUACACGCUGGCGCUGCCCUUCACGCUGGCUGUGGACGUGGUCUUCUCCCAGCCCGAGCUGGUGACGCGCAACAGGCCUCUGGCGGUGGAGAGGCUGCGGGGCUGGAGCCCCGCCAUCGACAGCAGAGUGCUGGACUUCGCAGCGCCGGAGUCCUGGGCCGAGGCUCACAGGUGCCGGCUCACGCCUCUGCCGCCCGAGGGCGGCCCACUGCCCAAGUACGGGCAUCUGGUGGACGCCGCGGGAGCCCCUCUCCCCAGAGGCCAGAGCAUAGACUGCCAGGCUUUCAUCCGGGCUGGGGUGCGCUACCAGCACACUGCAGCCACCCCCUCCCCUGACCGGGACUACGUGCCCUUGGUGGCCGAGCUGCUGGGCCCGCUGGACCAAGGCGCAGGGCCCACGGAGGCGCUGCUCCGCGAGCACUUUCAGCUGCAGGUGAGGAUCCGCCAGGGAUCUCAGAACACAGCGCCGAGGCCAUGCGCGGAGGCCCAGAUGAUGAUGGAGGUCGACCAGUUCCAGCUGACUGCCCUGACGUCUGAAGCUCUGGCGGCGGAGGACCUGGAGUCGGGCCCUGAAGACCUGGUCUUCCACCUUCUCAGCGCCCCCACAGGCACAUCCGAGCACCUGGGUGGCCAGGGCUGCCUGGUCAGCACGGACGACCCCCUGGGCCGUCCAGUCUCCUCCUUCACCCAGCGGGAGCUGCAGGAGCUGAAAAUCGCCUUUCAGCCCCCGACAGAGAAACUGGAUGAGGAGCGCCUCUUCCAGCUGGACCUGCAGGUGGUGGACGGCGACGGGGCCACCUCUGCCCCCUUUGCCUUCGUGGUGGUGGUGAAGGCCCUGGACGCCACAGCCCCCCGAGCCACCUACGUGGGAGGACUGCUGCUCUUUGAAGGUCAGUCGAGGCCGCUGUCCAGCCAAGGCGGCCUCCAGAUCAGUGACGGAGAUAACCUGGAGGAGGUGGAAGUGACCGUGGUCGGCGGCUUGAGGCACGGACAGCUGGCGGUGCUCGGAGCGCCCGAGGGGUGCAAACACUUCACCCCUGCAGACCUGGCCGCAGGCCGAGUCGUGUACCGCCACGACGGCAGCGACACCUCCAGCGACAACAUCCUCUUCAGGAUGGACGAUGGGCGCCACCAGGUGGAAUUCCUCUUCCCGCUCAGCAUCAUACCUGUGGACGAUGAGCCACCCAUCGUGGAUGCCAACGCCGGGCUCUCGCUGACAGAAGGGCAGUUGGUCAGGAUCACCCCCUUUGUGCUGAGCGCCACAGACGUUGACUCCGAGGACUCCACCAUCCGCUUUGUGCUGGAGGACCAGCCCUCAGAGGCGACACAGGAAGAAGAGGGGUGGCCGCUGGCCCCCGGCUCCACCCACUCCCGGCAGCCUCCGGGGGAGAUGCUGCUGAGGCAGGCGGAGCCGCCGCUGUCCCCCGGGGACUGGGACUAUGUGGAAAGAGAAGGACUUUACGAGAAAGUAGUGACUGAGUGGCUCCAGCAAGACAUAAUAAGAGGGAGACUCUUCUUCCGCCAUCUUGGGCCCCACAGCCCAGAGUCUAGAACGGCCCAGCUGACUUUCCGGGUGCAGGAUGACCAUGACCCACCUAAUCUAUCCCGCCAGCACUUUUUCCCCAUCAAGGUCCAACCCCUGGAUCUGCAGAGUCCAGAGCUGUUUCCAGGAACUACCCUAGAAAUGACCGUGCACCAGUACCAGCUCACUCCCUUCCAGAAGGACUCCCUCCAAUACACGGACCAGGACUCGGACAACCAGAGCCUCCGCUACACCCUCCUGACACCCCCAACUGACACCGACGGCAGCUGCCAAGUCCACGCUGGAGAAAUUGUGUUCACCGAUUCACCAGACACGCCCAUUUUGCACUUCACCCAGGUCCAGGUCAAUCAUCUCAAAGUGGCCUACCAGCCCCCCAAGAAGCUGGGUAUCGUACCCCGGGUUGUGCAGUUCACCUACCGGGUGGAGGAUGCUGCAGGCAACAGUGUCCCAGGCGCAUUCACGUUGUUCCUGAAGCCUGUGGACAGCCAGCCCCCAGAAAUCACCAACAGAGGCGUCACUGUCCUGGAGGGAGAGAGCUUCACCCUCAGCAGCAACGAGCUGGCCGUCUCGGACCCUGACACAGACAUUGACCAAAUUGUUUUCCUGUUACGUUGGGGUCCCCAGCAUGGACACUUGCAGUUCUUAAAAAAGACCAUGGUCCCAGGGGACUCUUUCAGGCAAGCUGAUAUUGUCCACGGGAGUGUCUCUUACCAGCACCACAGAGAGCAGACAGCCAGGGACACCCUGCAUCUCGAGGUGAGUGACGGGGUGCACCAAAUCCCCAUCACUGUCCAGAUUGCUGUGCACGCCACCGCGGAUGACAGAAGCCCCAGGAUCUCAAUUACAGGGAGCCCAUUAUUACAUGUUUCCGUGGAUGUGUUAGAGAACAGAACCACGCAGAUCACCAUGGGCACCAUCCGCGACAAAAAGAAGGGCACAGGGCACUCGAUGCUGUCUUUCAUUGUGGAGGACACCCCCAAACUGGGCACCCUUCUGGUGAAUGGCAUCCCCACAGAACGAUUCACCCAGGAGGACCUCAUCAGCGGGGCCGUGGUCUACGCGCACACCGGGGUUGAGCCGGGUCUACAGCAGCAGCGUGAUGCCUUCAGCCUUGUGCUUUCCAGGAAUUCUUAUCAGUGGGUGGUGGGUGACAGCAUAGUAGAGAGAGUGCAGGUACAGGUGGUUGUACUGCCUGUGGAUAACGUGGCCCCCGAGGUCUUGGUGGGGGAACCCUAUGUUGUUGAUGAAGGUGGAAGGAAUGCCAUGACCUUACAGCAUCUCAGCGUUGAAGACGCAGACACGCCCCAAGAUGAAAUCCUGUGCGUGCUGACUAGUCAGCCAACCUCGGGUUACCUGGAAAACAUCGCGCCAGCUCCUGGCUCCGCGGUGUCCCAGGCUGGCAGCCCCAUCAGUGCCUUUUCCCUUAGAGACAUCCGCAUGAGGCACAUCAAUUACGUGCAGAGUAUCCACAAGGGGGUGGAGCCACAGGAAGACCAAUUUACCGUGUAUUGCUCCGAUGGCAUCAACUCCUCCCCCCAUGUCUUCUUCCCUAUAGUCAUCCUACCCACCAAUGAUGAGCAGCCUGUGCUUUUUGCCCACGAGUUUGUGGUCCUGGAGGGGCUGAGCCUGGUCAUUGACACCCCACUGCUCGAUGCAGCAGAUGCCGACUUACCACCAAGUGACCUGCACUUUCAGCUCACAGCCCUCCCCCAGCACGGACGGAUCCUGCAGCAGCUGGCCACCGGCAGUCAGCCCGUGCACAGAUUCUCCUUACGGGAGAUCCAGGAGGCCUCCACCAUCGUGUAUGAGCACGACGACUCUGAGACCACAGAGGACAGUUUCCAGGUCUGGCUGAGCGACGGCAAGCACACUGCCCACAGGACAGUGCCCAUCGUGGUGAUCCUGGUGGAUGAUGAAACACCCCUGCUGAGCAUCAAUGACGGGCUGCAAGUUGAGGCCGGCCACACUGAGGUCAUCACCAAUCAGGUCCUCAAGGCCACAGAUCUUGACUCUGAUGAUAAGAGCCUCAGUUUUAUCCUCCGUGUGGGGCCGCAACAAGGGCUUCUGCAGCGCCUGAGAAAAGCUGGUGGGGCCGUGAGGAACAACUUCACGCUGGGGAUGAACUUUACCCAGGAUGAGAUCGACAGAGGCCUCAUCUGUUACAUCCACGUGGGCCAAGCAGGAGUGACUGACCUUAUUAAAUUCGACGUGACUGAUGGGGUUAACCCUUUGGUAGAUCAAGAUUUCCACAUCACGAUCGGAAGCUUAGAUCGAGACUCUCCUGUGCUGCUCAGCCAAAGGGUCACCUUGACAAAAGGUGGCAGGGUGACCCUCACCCCAGACCAGCUUGGCACCCAUGACAUCAACAGCCCUGACGAGCAGCUUUACUUUAGCGUCACUCGGGCUCCACACCUGGGGCACCUGGAGAGUUCACAGCAUCCUGGGAAACCCGUGGCCACCUCUGCUCAGCUGCCGUUGGCUGGCAACAAAAUAGUCUAUGCCCACACUUCCAAUGAUGAGAUAAAAAUGGACAGCUUUGAAUUCCAAGUGACCGAUGGGCACAGCACUGUGUCCCGAACUGUCAAGAUCAUCAUUGCAGAUGGAGAUAGAAAGAAACCUCUCUUGAUCAUCCAUAAACUCAGUCUGCAAAAGGGGAGAAGCAAACUGAUCACCCCCCUUGAGUUGACGGUCAAAGACAAGGACACUCCAGAUGAUCUCCUUCUCUUUGCCAUUGCCCAAGCCCCCACCCAUGGCAGGAUAUUGCGUAACGGAAGCCAUCCUGUGACCACCUUCACCCAGCACGACCUGAACAAGAACCUGAUCAGCUACUGGCAUGACAACAGCGAGACGACAGAAGACAGCUUCUCCUUGACCGUGACAGAUGGCGCCCACGCCGGCUUCCAUGUCUUCCCAGACACUGCCCUGGAGACGCACGAACCUCAGGUCAUGAGGAUCCACAUUAGCUCAGAAGACCAGCGGCUUCCCCAGAUGUCCGUUAACAAGGGGGCCCAUGUCUUAAAGCACCUUAACACUGGACACAUGGGCUGCCUGAUUACCAGCGAGACUCUGAAGGCCGAGCACCAGGACAGUCCCCAGGGGCUCCUGAAGUAUAAAGUGACCAGAGCACCGGGUCACGGCGUCAUCAUCAAUACUGGCCCUGGAAGCCAAAGCACGCUGGUGUUCACACAAGCCGACGUCAAUGAGAUGAGAAUCUUCUACAUCUUGGACGAGGGCAGCAAUGCAACCCAAGACAUCUUCUACUUCUCUGUGGAGGACAGCGGGGGAAAUAAGUUAACAAAUCAGCCCUUCCAUCUAUUCUGGGCUUGGAUCUCCUUGGAGAAAAGCUACUACAUUGUGGAUGAAGACGCUGUGGUCCUCAAAGUGAGCCUCACGCGCAGAGGGUACCUUGGAGAAGCAUCCUUCAUCAGCAUUGUAACCAAAGACGAAACUGCAAGGAAAAAUAAAGAUUUUAAAGGGAAGACCCAGAAACCCAUCCGGUUUGGUCCUGGACAGACUGCAGCCACAUGGAGCGUGAGAAUCCUACCUGACAAUGAGUAUGAGGCUUCUGAGACCUUCCAGAUCCUUCUGUGGGACCCUCUCAUGGCUGCCCUGGAGUUUCCGGAAAUGGCCACUGUUGAAAUCGUAGACCCUGGAGACGAAUCAACAGUUUAUAUUCCGGAGGCAGAAUACAGAGUAGAGGAAGCUGCAGGGGAGCUACUGAUUCCUGUGAGACGGUCUGGGGACGCGAGUCAGGAGCUGACGGUCGUGUGCUCCACACAUCAAGGCUCUGCCACAGGGACACUUCCUUCCUCAGCGUCCUCCUUUUCUGACUACAUCUCACGUCCAAAAGACCACACUAGCAUCCUCCACUUUGACAAGGACGAGGUUGAGAAGACCUGCCGGGUCCUGAUCAUCGACGACUCCCUCUACGAAGGAGAGGAAUCCUUCAGGGUCUCCCUGGGCCUGCCGGCGGGAGGGCAGGUGGGAGCCAAGUUCCCCACCGCCCAGGUGGUGAUCCUGCCCGAUGGUGAUGAUGAGCCUGCUCUGCACUUCGCCGACGCGGAGUACCACGUGGAGGGACGCACCGGCGCCGUGGCCGUCCGCGUCCUGCGGACAGGUCCGGACCUCUCCAGAGCGGCCUCCGUGACCGUGCGGUCGGGGAAGACGGAGCCCGGCUCUGCACAAGCUGGAGUCCAUUACGUCGGCAUCAGCCGAAACCUGGACUUUGCUCCAGGAGUGCAGGUGGCGCUACUGCAAGUGACCAUCCUCGAUGACCCAGGAGAGCCCGUCCCGGAAGGCUGUAAGAGAUUUGAGCUACUUCUGCAGAAGCCUGUGGGCUCAGUGCUUGGAGAACCGGAUAAAACCACCGUCGUCAUCCACGACACCCUCCCUGACUACACGCAGAGAAGGGAAUGUGGACUCAACAGUGGUCCCAUGCCGCCACAGGUGCCUGCCAGUGUCCACACCGUGGUGGACAGUGUGGACCCCAGUGUGGACCAUGAUGAUUAG
Condylura cristata (star-nosed mole) is the source of this 6498-nucleotide messenger RNA. It is a transcript of the gene FREM3, whose product is annotated as FRAS1 related extracellular matrix 3. Gene Ontology annotation, biological process: cell communication. Gene Ontology annotation, cellular component: membrane. The record is from RefSeq and is a predicted model, not a curated record. The transcript has 9 exons. The coding region runs from base 1 to 6498 and encodes 2165 amino acids. NCBI's taxonomy places the organism in Eukaryota, Metazoa, Chordata, Mammalia, Eulipotyphla, Talpidae.